Molecule: messenger RNA, 5691 nt
Organism: Cynocephalus volans (Philippine flying lemur)
Lineage: Eukaryota; Metazoa; Chordata; Mammalia; Dermoptera; Cynocephalidae
Gene: MCF2L2
Product: MCF.2 cell line derived transforming sequence-like 2
Exons: 29
Coding region: 1030-4236 (1068 amino acids)
Cellular component (GO): cytoplasm
Molecular function (GO): guanyl-nucleotide exchange factor activity
Source: RefSeq, a predicted model, not a curated record
GUGCCCAGCCUCGUCCGUGCACAGCCCGCGCUCCGGGCUCCCACUGCGCGUGUGCCCAGUGGAGGCUGACGACUGCGUGAGACAACCCCUGAGGGGGGAGACAACCCCUAUGCGGGGACACAACCCCUGAGGGGGGAGACAACCCCUAUGCGGGGAAAACACACUCCAGUCCGCCCCCUUCUCGCCUCCGCGGCUCCGCAGACAGAGGGCGGGGGAGGAGGGCCGAGACCGGAAAGGCGACGGUCUGGCGACCUGAACCCCCAAGCUGGCUGGAGCGCCUGAGUCGCCGUCUCCUCUCCGCAACGUUCCGAGGACUGACCGUGAGUCGCCCCCACUCCGGGGGCUGAAGCGCCGGCUCCCCGCCGGCGAAGGAGCGCAGCGUUCCUGACCCGAAAACAGGCGGCGCCCGGGCGCGUGCGCAUCUUCCCGAGAGCCCCUGGCACCGCCCCCGGGCGGGGAGAGGUGGGAGCCGAGGCGGGUGUGCGGGGAAGGAGAGGUGGGCACCGCCCCAGCGGGGUGGGCGGAGCGGAGGCGCCGGGGCGCCUGCCACCUCCGCUCCUCCGCCCUCGGCUCACGCAGGCCCCGCGCCUCCGCAGCGCGCCUGCCCAGCAUCCUUCAUCCUGACCCUCCCUGGAGGCGGCGCCGGAGACCCGACGGCCCAGGACCGCAGUCCAGAAACGCCGGCGCUCCCUCGGCCGGACAAGCCCGGGGCGCUGGUUACUGCGCGACCGGGGCGACUUGCUUUUCUCACCUCCAGAACCGCCUUUUCCCUUUCUCUAAGUGCCAGCCGUUAGGUUUGCAAAGCCGCCAGACCUCAUCUUUAAAAUAAGCCCCUGCAGGGCGUGGCUGGAGGGCUCCCGCCGAGCGGCCGGGGAGAGUGGGUCUUGGCUGCUAUGACUCUCGAUCAGUGCCUGCAGAGAACGAGGAAGAGGCUGAGGGCAGAGCGUCCUCGGGAGGAGAUGCUUUUAAAAAAUCAUCUGUAGCAGCAGUAGGAACGGUUUUGUUUAUACCGAGUGGGUUUUCGGUGAAAUGCUACUUUGGUUAAAAGAAGACAUGGCCCUCCAGGAGCUCACCCGGCGACUGGCCACAGUGAUCACUCAUGUCGAUGAGAUUAUGCAGCAGGAGGUCAGGCCCUUGGUGGCAGUGGAUAUAAUGGAACAACUUCACAGACAAUUUGCCAUUCUUUCAGGAGGCCGAGGGGAGGAUGGUGCCCCCAUCAUCACUUUUCCAGAGUUUGCCGGCUUCCAACACGUCUCAGAUGAGGACUUCCUGAAUGUCAUGACCUACCUGACCAGCAUCCCCAGUGCGGAGGCUGCCAGCAUCGGAUUCAUCAUUGUUAUUGACAGACGAAGGGACAAGUGGAGCUCCGUAAAGGCAUCCUUGACACGGAUAGCUGUGGCAUUUCCAGGAAACUUGCAGCUCAUAUUCAUCCUUCGUCCAUCUCGCUUUAUCCAGAGGGCGUUCACUGACAUUGGCAUUAAAUAUUAUCGAGGUGAAUUUAAAAUGAAAGUGCCGAUCAUCAUGUUAAGCUCUGUUUCUGACCUUCAUGGCUACAUUGAGAAAAGCCAACUAACACAGGAGUUAGGGGGAACUUUGGAAUAUCACCAUAGUCGGUGGAUAAAUCAUCGCACUGCCAUUGAAAACUUUGCCUUGACACUGAAGACUACUGCCCAGAUGCUGCAGACGUUUGGGGCCUGCCUGGCCACGACGGAGCUGCCCAGAGGCAUGCCAUCCACUGAAGACCUUCUCAUGUCCCACACAAGGCAGCAGGACAAGAUGCAGGAUGAGCUGAAAUUACUUACAAAGCAAGGGGCCACAUUGCUGUCAUGCAUCCAAGAACCAGCAACCAAAAAUCCCACCAGCAGACUCAAUCUCAAUGAACUUGAGAAUGUAGCUACCAUGGAAAGGUUAUUAGUUCAAUUGGAUGAAACAGAAAGAGCCUUUAGUGAGUUUUGGUCUGAGCAUCACCUGAAGCUCAGCCAGAGCCUACAACUACAGCGCUUUGAGCACAAGUUCUGUAAGGUUAAACUUGCCCUGGAUGAUUUGUUGGAAGAGCAAGCAGAGUUUACAGGCCUUGGAGACAGUGUGAUGCACGUGGAGCAACUUCUUAAGGAACACAAGACACUGGAGGAAAAAGGCCAGGAGCCCUUGGAAAAGGCCCAGCAGCUUGCAGUAGUUGGGGACCAGCUCAUCCAGAGUCACCAUGAUGCAGUGGACUCCAUCAGGCCCAGGUGUGUGGAGCUCAGGCACCUCUGUGAUGACUUCAUCAAUGAAAAUAAGAAAAAACAUGACAUUUUAGGAAAGUCCUUGGAGUUGCAUAGACAGCUGGAGAAGGUCAGCCAGUGGUGUGAAGCGGGAAUCUACCUCUUGGCUUCUCAAGCUGUAGACAAGUGCCAGUCUCGAGAAGGGGUUGACAUUGCCUUGAAUGACAUUGAGACAUUCCUGGGCACAGCCAAGGAGUAUCAGCUGCUCAGCCCCAAGGAGUUUUACAACCAGUUUGAGUUGAUACUCACCCUUGAUGUAAAGGCCAAAGCCCAGAAAGUCCUGCAGAAGCUGAGCGAUGUGCAAGAAAUAUUUCACAGGAGACAAGUGAGUCUGAUGAAACUGGCAGCCAAGCAGACUCGCCCAGUGCAACCCGUGGCCCCCCAUCCUGAGUCUUCUCCAAAAUGGGUGUCACCGAAAACCAGCCAGCCCUGCGCCUUGGCUCCUCCUCAGAGAACAUCUGAGGCACCUUAUACAGAGACAGAUUUGAACUCCCUAGAGAAGGAAGAUGAUGAGACUAAAUUUGAAGUCAAGAAUGAAGAAAUACUUGAAAGCAGUCACGAUGAGCUGGAGCAGCUUGCCAGUCACGAAGACCUUUCCCCCAGCAGGCGCAUUAUACGUGACUUGCUUGAGACUGAAGAGAUUUAUAUAAAAGAAAUUAAGAGCAUAAUUGAUGGAUAUAUCACUCCAAUGGAUUUUAUCUGGCUGAAGCAUCUGAUUCCAGAUGUUCUUCAGAAUAACAAAGACUUUCUCUUUGGGAAUAUUAGAGAACUUUAUGAAUUUCACAACAGGACUUUUCUAAAAGAAUUGGAAAAGUGUGCUGAAAACCCUGAACUUCUGGCACAUUGCUUUCUCAAGAGAAAAGAAGAUCUUCAAAUAUAUUUUAAAUACCAUAAGAAUCUGCCCCGAGCUAGGGCAAUCUGGGAAGAGUGUCAAGGCUGUGCCUACUUUGGGGUAUGCCAGCGCCAAUUAGAUCACAAUUUCCCUCUUUUUAAGUAUCUUGGAGAACCAAGCCAGAGACUCAUAAAAUACCAGAUGCUGUUGAAGGGUCUGCUGGAUUUUGAGUCUCCUGAAGAUUUGGAGACAGACUCACGUGACCUACAAGGAGGCUCAGCUAAGAAUGGGCCAAAGGAGACCAACCAUUCAGCAUUCUCGGCUGAACUGCAACAAGCUUUGGUGGUGGUAGAGGAUUUGAUCAAGUCCUGUGAGUUGGCCGUGGACCUAGCAGCAGUCACUGGAUGUCCGGAUGAUAUUGGAAAACUGGGCAAGCUGUUAAUGCAUGGCCCUUUCAACGUCUGGACAAUUCACAAGGAUCGUUAUAAAAUGAAGGAUUUUAUCCGAUUUAAGCCCAGCCAGAGGCAAAUCUAUCUAUUUGAAAGGGGAAUAGUGUUCUGUAAGAUAAGAAUAGAGCCCAGCGACCAGGGUCUAUCUCCUCAUUACAGCUUUAAGAAGUCUAUGAAGUUGGUGACACUUUCAAUUCGCCAACUUGGAAGGGGGAGCAAUAAAAAGUUUGAAAUUGCCAGCCGAAAUGGACUUGAGAAAUACAUCUUGCAGGCAGCUUCGAAAGAAAUCAGAGAUUGUUGGUUUUCAGAAAUCAGUAAAUUAUUGAUGGAACAACAAAACAAUAAGAAAGGCCAAGAGAAGCUACAGGUUGAAGCAAGUAUUAGCAAAGGUGAUGGAGUGGAGCGUGCACCCCGGAUUGAAAAUACAGGAAGAGCUACCAUUAGUAAGGAAGACGCAUUCUCCAGCACACGUGGGAUUAAAGGGCAACAAGCAGCACCGAGGCGCGCGCCGGGGCGCCAGGCUCGCUCCUUCCCAGGCAGAGGCAGUGCAGGUGAUGGCAGGAUGCCCGCGGACCUCCCCGGCAGCGAGCUGAGCCUUCUGCAGGCAGCCCCCGCUCCUCAGCUCGGCCGAGCCGCCCCUGGGCCUCGGGGGAGCGGCUGCAGGGCGCACCGAGGGCCGUGCCCACCUUGAGCAGAAAGCAGCCGAGGGGCCUCAGGCUGCGGACCUGCCGGCCCGGGAGGGGGCGCCCACGGCCACCCUCCGGGAGCCCGAGGAGCGCUCUGCGCGUGCGCCCCCGCUCCCGCCGCCCGCGGGCACUCGGAGCUCACCUCACCGCCUGCAGAGGCGAGCGGAGCCCGCAGCCCACGCCCGGAGGGCUCGGCCCGGGGCCUCAACCUCGGCACUUCUGACGUUUGACGUUUUUUGUUGUGGGGGCUGUUUUCGCAUCUGAGGAUGUUCAGAGCAUGCGUGGCUUCUACCCACUACGUGCCAGUAGCACGCGACCCCCACCCCCACCCCCAAAUUGUGACAACCCCAAAUGCCGUCAGCCGUGGCCAAAUUUAUCUGGGGUAGGGUGGGGAUCAGUCGAGAACCACUUUGGAGGAGAAGCUUCUCAAACCCGCAGACCUGGGAGCCGCGUGAAUCUCCGCGAGAACGUUGAUGGAGAGUUUGUGUUCGGUCCAAGACUGUUUAGUUUCAGAGACGGAAGCAGCUACUGGCCCAAGGACUGAUGGAACGAAGGGAAGAAAGAGAUUGGAAGAAUCAAAACACAGAAGCUUGGAGGUAACCUCAAAGCUGGGGUUAGUCCGCCAAGGAGAAGGCACUACUGAUGAUGGCACAGGUGGCUUGGGCUCAGAGGCUGGGUUGGGAGGACAAGGCACAGCCAGUUGAGGCUGGUGUCACUGAGGUGGUCCGAUGAGGCUAGGUUAUGGGGGGAUUGGGAAGAUGGCAAACUGGAACAAACUGCUGCUUCUGGAAUCACUGUCGCUGUCAGGGUGAAGACCAGUUGCUAGGGGAAUGCUGACUGGAACCCAGGCACCCAGGAAGGAGCAGGUCCCUCUCACUUCUUCCAGCUGCCAGCCAGUCUGGCAAAGGAGGCUCGUGGCCCUGCACCAAAGAGCAGAGACUAGGAGGGUGGGCUGGAAGCUGAGAGAUCACAGCUAAUAACCAGCCCACUUAGCUUUGGAGUUGCUUAGUUUUAGAGUUCGUUUUGGAUUUAGUUCGUUUUGGAAUUGUUAGAGAUAUUUGAUUUUAAGUUUUCACGGGCCAUGAGAUCUGGCUGAGUCUUUGGUCCCCUGAUUUGUUUCUGGAAUGGAGUGGGCCAAAAAACACCUGAGAGGAGCCUCUACCAUGAGACUCAAGAAAAUCACUUUAGAAUUCAAAACAGCAAAAAUAAUAGUCUCUUUUGUUCAUAAGGAAGCCCUUUGACUGGGUGGCCAGAGAAGGGCAGAGACAAAGGGACAGACCACCAGGAGGGGCUCCAUUUGUCCAGCAGAAUGUUCCACUUUGAAAUUUUUCAGAACCUUAAGCUGUGUUGUGGGGCCACCCUAUCCCACCUCCUUUCCUAGCAACAAAGCAUCGUUAUUGAUAGAGUGUGUUUCAAAUGUGUAGACUAUUUGUACAAUAAAGUUUGUUCCAAAUCCAUAA